AUGGAGCAAGCAGGGAAACGGAUUAUGGCAAAGAUCGUUGACGAUGCAGCCGCAACAGACCCCGACAGGAAAUUUGCGAUCAUCCCGAACGGACCAGAGCUAUCCGAUGGACUGCAGACCGUCACAAUGAAACAGGCGUCGAACGCCACGAAUUUCUUUUGCAAUUGGAUUGAGAAGACGAUUGGGCCAGCGCAGAACCGCGAGACGUUGACUUACAUGGCGGCCAAUGACGUACGCUAUUGGUUCUUCAUUCUCGCAUGUCAGAAACUUGGCUAUCAGGCUUUCUUCCCGUCUAUAAGAAAUUCGAACGAAGCUCACGCCCACCUUCUAAAAGUCGUUGGAGUAACCAAGUUCUUCACCAGCGCAGAGCGUCGCGGUCGUGCUCUCGAGAUUCAAAGUUUUACCCCCGGCAUCGAAGUCUUCGAGGUCCCCUUCUUGAAGACCAUGCUCAAUGCCGAGGGCGACUUUGGCUCUUAUCCAUUCCCCAAGACAUUUGCCGAGGCCGAAGAUGACACGGUAUUGAUCAUCCAUAGCUCUGGAACGACUGGAAUGCCUAAGCCAGUGCAUCUAACGAACGGCUUCAUCGGUACGUGGGAUGCAAUCUCUCGAAUGGAAUGGCCUGCAGGCGGCGAGCCCGCUAUUUUCUUCCAGCUUGGCCAGAAGGAUCUCAUCCUGACCAUCACGCCAUUCUUCCAUAUUAUGGGGAUGCUUGGUCUGUUCUUCACCGUCUUCCAUGGGACAACGGCCUUGCUUGGCCCUGAAAAACCGUUAUCUGUGACCCUUUUGACCGAGCUCAUGAAAAUGGGUAAGCCCAAGACGGGGGUUUUCCCUCCGUCUGUGCUAGAAGACAUGAUUAAGAACGACAAGGCGGUUGCUUGUAUCAAACAGAUGCGUGCCAUCUACUUUGGAGGCGCUCCGCUGGCGUUAGAAACUGGAGAGCGGCUACGCAAGUACACCAAGAUGGUGCCUAUCAUCGGAUCCAGUGAGGCCGGCUGGCUUCAAGCAAUUGUACCCGAAAACCCAGACGACUGGCACUAUUUUAAAUGGCAUCCGCAAUCCGGGAUUGAUAUGCAACAAGUGGGCGAGAGUUUGUACGAGGCGGUCUUCAAGCGACAGGAGAACCGGGACUUCACCGGUAUCUUUCACACCUUCCCGAAGGUAGACACAUAUCGAACGAAAGAUCUCUUCACUCCGCAUCCCACGAACCCCGGUCUAUGGAAGUUCUACGGCCGAGGAGACGACGUGAUUGUCUUGAGCAACGGCGAGAAGUUCAACCCGGUCACGAUGGAGACAAUGAUUGAAAGUCAUCCGCUGGUCUCGAGGGCAGUAGUCGUCGGCCAAUCUCGAUUCCAGGCCGCUUUGCUGAUCGAGCCAAGGCCCGACAUGCCAGAGAUGGAUGUCAAGGCGUUCACCGACGAGAUCUGGCCAUCCGUGCAGGCGGCCAACCAGACCAUCGCCCAACACGGCCGGGUGAUGAAGAACCACAUCGGGCUUGGCUCGAAGAAUAAGCCUUUCAAGAGGACUCCGAAGGGCUCGACGCAGCGGCAAGCUACUAUUCGGGAGUACGAGAAGGAGAUUGAUGCCAUAUACGUUGCUGGUCUGAAGGAGGAAUUGGAGCACCAGCUUCCCGAAACCCUCGACCAAGCUACCGUUGGAGACUACCUCCGCCAAAUGAUUGCUCGCGUGUUGGAGAAAUCUGAAAUUUCCGUUGAUCAGAACUUCUAUACUGCCGGGCUCGACUCUCUCAUGACCAUCCAGAUCUCUAGGAUGCUGCAGAAGGGCAUUCAAAUGCGCUGGCCCGAUGUGAAAGCAGCACUUCUGACGCCACAGACGAUCUAUGGCAACCCGACCGUGGAGCAGUUGUCGCGGGUCGUUUGCGAAAUACUCGAAGGCAAGGCAAGGCAGACCAACAUCAACCGACAGGAGAAGAUUAAGGGUCUGAUAGAUAAGUACACGGCCGAUCUCCCCGUACGCGACCAGAACUUCCCGCAGAAUACAACGAAUGCGCCCUCCACCGUGAUUCUCACCGGAUCAACGGGCUCACUAGGGACAUACCUGCUCAACAGCCUUCUUGUCAACAAGUCCGUGACGAAGAUUUACUGCUUGAACCGAUCCGACGCGGAACAACGCCAGAAGAAAGGCCUCGAAGAGAAAGGACUGCACGUCGAUGAAAAUGGAUGGAAGAAGCUAGAUUUCCUACAGGUCACCUUUGGGGACCCGCGUUUCGGUCUCGACGAAGCCAAAUACCAAGAGCUACUGGAAUCAGUGGACACGAUCAUCCACAACGCCUGGAAAGUCGACUUCAAUCACACGGUCGAUUCCUUUGAAGAUACGCAUAUCCGCGGAGUUCGGCGCUUCGUCGACUUCAGCAUCCACAGCAAGCACAACGCGCAUCUUCACUUCGUGUCUUCUAUCAGUGCAGUCGGGGCAUGGACCUCGGCCAUGGGAUCGUCAGUACCAGAAGUACCGAUGGAAGACUACGCGGUGGCUCUCGCACAAGGCUACGGCGAGUCCAAACAUGUAGGUGAGCGCAUCUGCCUAGAAGCUUCUCGGCGAAGCCGCGUGGCGACGACGAUUUAUCGCGUGGGACAGAUCGCAGGGCCGACGUCCCCGAGCGGACAGUGGAAUCCGCACGAAUGGCUGCCCACGAUCAUCGCUACGUCGAAGGCGCUGGGUAAGGUCCCCAAUCGGCUGGGAUCGAUGGCAAUUGAUUGGAUCCCGGUGGACACCCUCUCUUCGAUCAUCAUGGAGCUCGUCAACACACGUCAUGCCAAUCGAUCCCUGGACCUUUGCUCUGCCUUCCAUGUAACGAACCCGUCCACGGCGCCGUGGUCCUCGCUGAUCCCGGCCAUCCAUGAGAAAUACACCCUGGAACUAGUCGAACUGGCCGAAUGGGUCGGCGAGCUAGAGAAGAUCGAGAAGCCUACUCCGGCGGAUGUAGCGCAGAAACCGGGACUCAAACUGCUGGACUUUUACAAGAGCCUGCUGAGCGAGAAUUCGCUGGUCGUGGCACUGGAGGUGAAGCGCACGCAAGAGGCCAGCGCCAUGAUGAGAACACUCGGGCCGAUCUCGUUGAAGGAAAUUGAAGAGCUAGAGGUGCAGCUCACGGAGAUCCGCAAGCGGGUGCGAGGGCUAGAGCAUCCCAACACUCUGACUGGCAUAGUCAACCCGGCAGCCGUCUGUCAAAAUCAGGGACGAUUGAAGGAAGUCGAAGGGCUAGCGAUGCAGAUCGUAGAGAUCCGCAAGCGGGUAUCUGGGCCAGAGCAUCCCGGCACUCUGGUUAGCAUAGGGAACCUUGCUCUCGUCUAUCAAAAUCAGGGACGGUGGAAGGAAGCUGAAGAGCUCGAGGUGCAGGUUGUGGAGAUCCGCAAGCGGGUGCUUGGGCCAGAGCAUCCCGACACUUUGCUUAGCAUAACCAAUCUGGCAGUCGUCUAUCAAAAUCAGGGACGAUGGAAGGAAGCUGAAGAGCUAGAGGUGCAGGUCUUGGAGACUCGCAAGCGGGUGCUUGGGCCAGAACAUCCCGACACUCUAAUCAGCAUGGCCAAUCUUGCUUUGGCGCGAGAUGAUGUGGAAGCAGACUCGAAGGAUGUCGAUGAUCAGACGCCACUAUCAUGGACAGCUGAUUCGGGAAAUGAAGCGGUAGUGAAGCUUCUACUAGGGGGAGCUAGGGAAGCCCAUGAAGAAGUCGUUGAACUGCUACUCGAGCGGGAUGCUGUAAAGGCGGACACGAAGGGAAAUGAUGAUUUGACACCGCUGGCAUAG
Messenger RNA from Penicillium lagena, 3762 nucleotides. RefSeq lists its product as uncharacterized. Gene Ontology annotation, cellular component: kinesin complex. NCBI's taxonomy places the organism in Eukaryota, Fungi, Ascomycota, Eurotiomycetes, Eurotiales, Aspergillaceae. Bases 1 to 3762 code for a protein of 1253 amino acids. The transcript is spliced from 7 exons. The record is from RefSeq and is a predicted model, not a curated record. Gene Ontology annotation, molecular function: protein binding.